Morchella sextelata is the source of this 1551-nucleotide messenger RNA. RefSeq lists its product as uncharacterized. Gene Ontology annotation, molecular function: hydroxyethylthiazole kinase activity; ATP binding; thiamine-phosphate diphosphorylase activity. NCBI's taxonomy places the organism in Eukaryota, Fungi, Ascomycota, Pezizomycetes, Pezizales, Morchellaceae. The record is from RefSeq and is a predicted model, not a curated record. Gene Ontology annotation, biological process: thiamine biosynthetic process. The coding region runs from base 1 to 1551 and encodes 516 amino acids. Gene Ontology annotation, cellular component: cytoplasm. The transcript has 4 exons.
AUGGCCCCACCAAGCCCAGACUUAACCCUCUACCUCGUCACCGACUCCUCGCUACUCCCACCGGGAACAACUCUCCCAGAGCAUGUCCGUGCCUCCAUCAAAGGCGGUGUGACGAUCGUGCAACUGCGUGAGAAGAAACUCUCUACAGCCGCAUUCAUUUCCCUGGGAAAACAGGUCCACGCCGUCACGAAAGAGCUCGGUGUGCCGCUUCUCAUCAACGACCGUGUCGAUGUUGCACUCGCAGUGGGGUGUGAGGGUGUUCAUGUCGGGUGGGACGAUAUGGACUGUCAAACAGCCCGCAAGAUACUCGGACCCGACGCAAUUAUCGGACUUUCGGUCUCGAACAAAGAACAGCUUGCAAAGGCCCUCGAAGCAGGCCCAACAUACCUAGGUGUCGGCCCCGUUUACGCAACCCCCACCAAGCCAGACCACAACACGCCCCUCGGCCUUGAUGGAUUGCAGCAAUUGCUUCAACAUAUACCAGCAGACCUCCCAUGUUGUGCUAUUGGGGGUAUUAACGCCCAGAAUGCAGGUACCGUCAUGAAUACCUCUCCCGUAAGGUCGCUCGAAGGUCUGGCUAUUGUGUCUGCGAUUAUGGCGUCCCCGGAGCCUACAGGAACAUGCAAGAGUCUUAAGUCUCUCAUUGUCCUGUCAAUAGUAUAUGAAGAGCCUAAAAAAGUUGAUCUUACAUCAGAUCUUCUACAAAUGCUUCGAAAGUUUCGCGAAAAUGGUCCCCCUCUCGUUCACCAUAUCACUAACAACGUCUCAAAGACGUUGCACGCAAACGUCACUCUUGCGAUCGGUGCCUCCCCAAUUAUGUCUGAGAACGAGUCUGAAUUCCAGGAUCUUGCUCGACUCGGGAGCAGCGUCUCACUUGUCCUUAAUAUGGGCACCUUUCUCGGCGAAGAGGCUACAAAAAAUCUUUUCAUAAACGCGAUAAAAGCCCACAAGGAUUGUGGGAACUUUAUCGUCUUCGAUCCUGUUGGCGCCGGUGCUACAGAAUCACGAAGGAAUUUUGCAAAGAUUAUAAAGAAAGCUGGUACCACCAAUGGUUCAAUGGUCAUCAAGGGGAACGAAGGGGAAAUUCUCACUCUCGCCGGCGAAAAUGUUUCGAUGAGGGGUGUCGAUGGCGCUGGUGCUAAGAGUGGAAGGGAGAGGGAGAGGGAGUUGGCAGCUAUUAUUUCAAAGCUUUCGAGGGACAGCAAAGGCAGUAUUAUCGUGAUGACCGGACCAACAGAUAUCAUAUCUGAUGGAGUGAGUACCUUUCUCCUACGAAAUGGAGAUCCGAUUCAGACCAUGGUCACCGGUAUCGGUUGUGUUCUCUCCUCCGUCAUCGCUGCAAUCCUCUGGAGUUCUAAAGGAUCCCACGAGGCACUGCUUGCCGCCGUUGCUGCAGUCUCAUUCUUCAACCUUUCCGCUGAGCUUGCAGCAAACACUGAGCCAAAACUUGCAGGCCCUGCUUCAUGGGCGGUCAGGUUUGUAGAUAUGCUUUCGAAGGAGCCAACAGAAGACUUUGUUCGCCAGUUCAGGAUUGAGGAGAUCAAGGUUUGA